Molecule: messenger RNA, 462 nt
Organism: Acanthosepion pharaonis
Lineage: Eukaryota; Metazoa; Mollusca; Cephalopoda; Sepiida; Sepiidae
Source: the annotation of a GenBank genome assembly
AUGACUUCAUCAAUUUUCCAUUUAUUCUUAAUAUUUUUCCUUUUUCUUUCUUUUUCCUUUCUUUCUUUUUCACUUUUUCGUUUAUUUCUUUUUCUUUCUUUUUCUUUCUUUCUUCAUUCAUUUUUCUUCUUUUCCACUUAUAUUUUCUCUGUCUUUAUUUCGUUCUUUUUUUUUCUUUUUCUUUCUUUUUCUUUUCCGCUUUUCCUUCGUUUUUUUCCUAAUUUGUAUUUCUCUCUUUCUUUUCUGCUCCUUUACUUUUUUCUCCCUUUCUUUUUUUCAUUUCAUUUUUUUUUCUGUUUUCUUCCAUGUAUUUUCAGUUUUUCUUUCUUCAUUUCUAUCUGUUGCAUAAUUCUUUUUCUUCUUCAUUUGCCACUUUCGUUCAUUCUAAAUUAUUUUUUUUCAACUUGGUUUCUCACUAUCUUGUAUUUCUUUCUUUCUUUCUUUCUUUCUUUCUUUCUUUAG